UGCGCUUCCCCGGCACGCACCGGGACGAGGGGGUUGGAGGCGGGGUCGCGGUCGCUUCCUCGGGAGCGUCACCCGGCAACUGGGGGCCAUGGGUGAGACGCGUUCAGACAGAGGACACACAGAAAAAGAAGAACAGAAAGAAGAUAACAAUAGCACCGAAUGCAGCAAACUAGGAAUCAUGGAUCUGAAAUUUACUUCUUCAAGAAAAUACAUUUCCAUCAGUGUACCUUCCAAAUCUCAAACUAUGUCUCCUCAUAUCAAAUCAGUAGAUGAUGUUGUAGUUCUUGGCAUGAAUCUCAGCAAGUUUAACAAACCUACUCAAUUUUUCAUCUGUGUUUCUGGAGUUUUUAUGUUUUACCUAAUCUAUGGAUAUUUACAGGAAUUGAUAUUUUCAGUGGAAGGUUUUAAAGCUUUUGGUUGGUACCUCACUUUAGUGCAAUUUGGAUUUUAUUCCAUCUUUGGACUAAUAGAAUUGCAGUUGAUUCAGGACAAAAGGAGAAGAAUUCCUGGCAAAACCUACAUGAUAAUAGCGUUUUUAACAGUGGGAACUAUGGGUUUGUCAAAUACCUCUUUAGGAUAUCUGAAUUACCCUACUCAAGUCAUCUUCAAGUGCUGUAAGCUGAUUCCAGUUAUGAUAGGUGGGGUUUUUAUACAAGGAAAGCGUUACAACAUUGCAGAUGUGUCUGCUGCCCUGUGUAUGAGUCUUGGAUUAAUAUGGUUUACUUUAGCUGACAGCACAAUUGCACCAAACUUCAACUUCACAGGUGUGGUCCUAAUAUCCCUUGCCCUCUGCGCAGAUGCAGUUAUAGGAAAUGUACAGGAAAAAGCUAUGAAGUUGCACAAUGGUUCUAAUUCAGAAAUGGUUUUGUAUUCCUAUUCAAUAGGUUUUGUGUAUAUUUUAUUUGGAUUAAUAUGCACUAGUGGAUUAAGCCCUGCAGUAACAUUUUGCUCAAAGCAUCCAGUUCAGACUUACGGUUACGCAUUCCUUUUCUCCCUGACUGGGUAUUUUGGCAUAUCCUUUGUUCUAGCUUUGAUUAAAAUCUUUGGUGCCCUUCUGGCUGUAACAGUAACAACAGGAAGAAAAGCAAUGACCAUUGUGCUUUCUUUCUUGUUCUUUGCAAAGCCAUUCACAUUACAGUACGUGUGGUCAGGCUUACUGGUUGUCCUUGGUAUAUUUCUGAAUGUUUACAGUAAGAAUAUGGAUAAAAUCAAACUGCCUUUACUGCAUGGUCUCUGGAAAAAAAAUGUGGAAGAAAGAAAAACAAGGACGUUGUCACAAACUGUAUAGACAGUGAUUUAUGCCUUGCCUAGACUAUGACUUACUAUUAUUUUAUUGGAACAGUCUUCAACUGAUUCACUUUCCAAAGGGAACAUUAUUAAAACCAAAGGAGCUGAAGGCAUAUUGUCUGCUUGCAGAUUGCUAGAAGUGCACAUUUUUGUGAGCCCUUUCUCUAGAGCACUUGAAUUCAUCGGUAAGGGUGUCAUAGGCCAUUGUCAGAUGGCACUAUCAGGCAAUGAAGGACAACAGCUCCUGGCAAACGGCUGAGAAGCUGUACUCCAAGUGGGACACAGGAGAAGAGUAUUUUGGGCAUUUUAAUAAUAUUGGCCAUGUGGCUGAUCUGCGAUUAGUGGUUCUUUGUUAAUUGUCUAUGUGGGAUAAUUUAAAUGUAAUACUGUGUUAACAUCUAAUGGAACCUUAAUCAGCAACUGGUUGACCAAAUUGUGAUUUUUAAAGGUGGAAGGUUUACAAUAUGGUAUAUUGUCACUCUUUGUCAUUUUAAAUAAAAAUGUUGGGGCUUUUUUAAGUUACUGAUUAGAA
This is a messenger RNA of Melopsittacus undulatus (budgerigar), 1819 nucleotides long. It is a transcript of the gene SLC35B3, whose product is annotated as solute carrier family 35 member B3. The record is from RefSeq and is a predicted model, not a curated record. The transcript has 10 exons. Gene Ontology annotation, cellular component: endoplasmic reticulum membrane; Golgi membrane. Gene Ontology annotation, biological process: transmembrane transport. NCBI's taxonomy places the organism in Eukaryota, Metazoa, Chordata, Aves, Psittaciformes, Psittaculidae. Gene Ontology annotation, molecular function: 3'-phosphoadenosine 5'-phosphosulfate transmembrane transporter activity. The coding region runs from base 89 to 1288 and encodes 399 amino acids.